Penicillium waksmanii is the source of this 1752-nucleotide messenger RNA. Its product is annotated as putative aromatic amino acid aminotransferase. The coding region runs from base 1 to 1752 and encodes 583 amino acids. The record is from RefSeq and is a predicted model, not a curated record. Lineage: Eukaryota; Fungi; Ascomycota; Eurotiomycetes; Eurotiales; Aspergillaceae. The transcript has 3 exons. Gene Ontology annotation, molecular function: pyridoxal phosphate binding; transaminase activity. Gene Ontology annotation, biological process: biosynthetic process.
AUGACAGCCAUGACAGUUCCACCUUUGGACUUGUCCCACCACUUCUCCUAUACCACCAAUAAUCGAAACCUCAGCAAAAUCAAGGACUUCUACAAGUAUUUCCUGAUCCCCAACAUUGCUAAUUUCGCCGGCGGAUUGCCACAUCCUUCCUAUUUCCCCUACGAUACUCUCGAAGCCACUGUCGCCCGACCGCAACGAUUGCACCCUUCCAACAAGGAUGACGCCAAAUCGGACCGAGUGACUGUUCCCAAGGAAGUCCAAAUUGGCGACCCCAACCGUCGUAUUGAUUUAACGACGGCUCUACAGUAUGGCACCGCCGAAGGAUACCCGCCAUUGUUCUCGUUCCUCCGGGUAUUUGUGAAAGACCAUCUUCACCCCAAUGUGCCCUACAAGGGAGGACCUGAGAUCAUCCUCUCCUGCGGAAAUACCGAUGGCUUCUCAAAGGCAAUAGAGCUCUUGACCAAUGUCUGGAAUCCCGACCGGGACUGGAUCCAACAGCGUCAGGGUGUCUUAUGCGAGGAGUUUGCCUACAUGAAUGCCAUUCAGACUGCCCGACCUCGAGGUUUAAAUGUCAUCGGCGUCGCAAUGGAUGGACAGGGAAUGUGUGCUGCUGGUAAGGGAGGUCUACAAGAUGUACUCGAACACUGGGACUUUCGGCAAGGUCGUCGACCACACAUCAUAUACACCGUGACCAUUGGUCAAAAUCCAACUGGAGGCACCCUAUCCGUCGAACGCCGGAAAGAAAUAUACGCUCUGUGCCAGAAGUACGAUGUGAUAAUUGUCGAAGAUGAUCCAUACUGGAACCUACAAUUCCCAUCCGCCUUCGAAAUGGAAGCACGUUACCGUGGGGCCACAGUACAACAGAAUCCAUACAAUCGAAACUAUAAUGCACAAGGCAGAUCGUCAGGUUACGCUUUUCUGGACUCCCUCGUCCCUUCGUAUCUAUCAAUUGAUACCGAGGGCCGAGUAAUCAGACUAGAUACCUUUUCCAAGACAAUUGCCCCGGGUAGUCGGCUUGGCUGGAUCACAGCGCAGCCCGCUUUCAUCGAACGCCUAGCUCGCAUCACAGAGGUGACAACCCAACAACCGUCCGGAUUUGUCCAGUCUGUAGUUGCAGAGACUUUUAUGGGAAAACAGCCCAAUGAAAACGAAGCUCGUGUUUCAAAGAGCCCAGAUGGUAAUGGGUGGCAGAUGGACGGCUGGGUCCGCUGGCUCGAGGGAUUGAGGGGCGGCUACGAAAGAAGAAUGCAAUCGAUGUGCACCAUCUUAGAAGAGAACAAGUUUCUCUUUCACCAGAACGCAGAGUUCCAGGACACGGAAUCUGAUAACAUCGAUAAAUGGGAGGUAGUCGAUCGAGUCCAGAUGUACGACUUCGUCUGGCCAAAGGGCGGCAUGUUCGCGUGGGUGGAGAUUCUUUUUGACACACAUCCACUCCGGUCGCAAUACAGUUCUGAGAAACUAUCGAAAGCCUUCUGGAUCCAUCUGACAAAGAAACCGCAUCUGUGCCUAGUUGGCCCGGGUAGUAUGUUUGCCUCGACGCCCAAGUCUGCUGAAUCCGCGCACAAGUAUAUCCGCAUUGCUUUCGCCCCGAUGGAUGCAAAUGAUGUAGCCCCGUUUACCAGGAGAUUGGUGGAGGGUUUCCGGUCUUUCUGGCAGCGCAAGAACCUAGAUGGACUGGAUGAAGAUGAUACUGUCGUCAUGCAGAAUCUGCAAUUGGGGUCUGCGAUCAACUUUGUUGGUACCAACUGCUAA